This is a messenger RNA of Dictyostelium discoideum AX4, 951 nucleotides long. RefSeq lists its product as hypothetical. NCBI's taxonomy places the organism in Eukaryota, Evosea, Eumycetozoa, Dictyosteliales, Dictyosteliaceae. Bases 1 to 951 code for a protein of 316 amino acids. The record is from RefSeq and is a predicted model, not a curated record. The transcript has a single exon.
AUGUCAAGAAAUCAGUUAACUCAAGUGGUAAUAACACUACAGGAAACAGUAGUAAUAGUAAAUCCAGUAGUGGGAGUAAUGGCCGAUCUAACAACUUCAAUGGAUCACCAAGUAAUGUUGCAUCAGGUAGCAACAAUACCAAGUCUGCCAACGGUACCAACAACCGUUUUCAGAAGAACAAGAAGUAAACUUACCAGUAGGUGGACGUCUGUUCCACCACAAACAAGUUUGGAAAGAAUUGGGUCUUCUAAACUUUUGUCAAGAGGUCGUAAAUGGAUUAAAAGUCCAUCUACUUCCAAACUUCAAGCCGAUGCUAAACCCAAUUCCGAUUUCAAUUCCAGAGGGUCCGAAAUCAGAUUGCAUCACAAAGGAAGUACAAGACUUGUUAUUAGACGAUGCCAUCGAACAAGUACUUCCAAACCGUUAUUCAAAGCGCGUUUUUUACUCCAACGUGUUUACGGUUCCAAAACCUGGAACGAAUCUACAUCGUCCAGUUCUCGAUCUAAAAAGGUUAAACACUUACAUCAACAACCAAUCAUUCAAGAUGGAAGGAAUCAAGAAUCUACCGUCAAUGGUCAAACAAGGUUAUUACAUGGUAAAACUCGAUAUCAAGAAAGCCUACUCCACGUGUUAGUAGAUCCGCAAUACAGAGACUUAUUCCGCUUCUUGUGGAAAGGUUCGCAUUACCGUUGGAAAACAAUGUCGUUCGGGUUAUCGACAGCUCCUCGUAUCUUUACAAUGCUGUUAAGACCUGUACUUCGAAUGUUGAGAGAUAUCAAAGUAUCCGUCAUCGCUUACUUGGACGAUCUAUUAAUCGUCGGUUCAACAAAAGAAGAAUGUUUAUCCAACCUCAAAAAGACAAUGGACUUACUUGUCAAACUAGGUUUCAAGUUAAAUCUAGAAAAGAGUGUUCUCGAACCAACUCAAUCAAUUAAAAAUUUAAUUUAUUAA